AUGAGGGGCAGAAUAACCCUCCUAGUUCUAGUGGCGUUCCUCUCCGCUGAUGUCUCCCUAUCUCUGCUGAUGAAGAGGCCCGGAGGUACAGAACCGGUGUCUGUGGAUUUAGCAGAGGAGGGAGUUGAAGUGACGUCCCCCCCUGCGGUCUCCGCCUCUCGCUUUAUCAAUCUUUCUCACAAUGCAAGAGGCAGAAACCGUUCUCCUUACUGCCUCGAGGACGACUGCGCAUUUGCCGUUCACAGCGCUCACGCAAGGAAAACCAAAGCGCAAAAGCUCAAAAAGAAAGCAAAGAAACUGGAAAACAAGGCAAAAGAACUGAAGAAACUAUAUCUUCAAAACCACACUGAAGAAGAAUACCAAGUACUCAAGUACGGAAGCCUCGUAGACGCCUUAGAGAGGGAAACCGCCGCUGCAGCAGAAGGAGAAGGAAGUGAGGAACCACAGCAGGGCUAA
Eimeria mitis is the source of this 456-nucleotide messenger RNA. RefSeq lists its product as uncharacterized. NCBI's taxonomy places the organism in Eukaryota, Apicomplexa, Conoidasida, Eucoccidiorida, Eimeriidae. The coding region runs from base 1 to 456 and encodes 151 amino acids. The transcript has a single exon. The record is from RefSeq and is a predicted model, not a curated record.